Molecule: messenger RNA, 14356 nt
Organism: Pelobates cultripes (western spadefoot toad)
Lineage: Eukaryota; Metazoa; Chordata; Amphibia; Anura; Pelobatidae
Source: the annotation of a GenBank genome assembly
AUGGACUUCACAAUUUGGCAUAUUAUUUUCCUGUGUCUAUCAGGUAUAUUUUAUAAUUUGCGUACUAUUGUUUAAUACCUAUCUUGUAUCUCUUUUAUUAUCAACGUUACAGUUAUGUUUAUUUCUCUAUUUGUAUACUGAUCACAAUGAUUAUGUAGAUACCAUGCACUUUCCAUUUCUAGAAUUAAUGGGAAGAAAGAUAAAAGUACUAGAUUUAUUAAAAAAUCUGUUUUUGUUAAGCUUUGCAAUGGAUAAUUCACUCUAAAGGAAAAUUAAACCACUGAUGAGAUGCCUUUUUUCUUUUAGUUUAUUUAGUGUGUUCUCAAUUUGCAAAGAGCUACCUAUUACAUAUUUUUAAUAAUGUCAUUAAAAAAUAUUUUUUGUGAAUCUACAAGCCUUCUAUAUGUGAACGUUAGUCAUUAAUUCGCUAUGACUCAUUUAAGGAUAAUUUUACUUAUACUAGAAUUGUAAGGAGUGAAAUUUGAAAUCACCAAAUUUACCGAAUUAGUCAAAUUUGAAUAAUAGUUAACUUUGAGAAUUUUUCCAGUUUGGCUAGUUCAUUAAUUUUGUUUUUCCUUUCCCCACAAUUAGGUAAAUAAACUCUGUAGUAAAUAACACUUUGGUUGACAUUUGCAGAUGUAUCCAUACAGACUCACAUGCAAACUGCCUAUAGACAUAAAUUGCACUGUUUCUUUAUGGUUUAAAUAUGCUCUCCUCGAUAGAUAUCAAUUAAUUAAUUCAUCGCACCUGCAGAAGAAAAAUAAUUUUGAAUUUAAUUAUUGAAGCCUGCUUCUCACCUCUCUUGCUAGUUGUUUUUCUCUGCUUCUAAUGAUAUAUUUUAUUUUAAUGCCACCUAAUUAAAAAGAAACUGUAAAUGUGUUUUAGUAUUUUAUAAUAGUGUUUAUUUAUGUAUUUUAUAUUAGAAUUAAUUCUGUUGAGCAUAUAUUUCAUACGUCAGGCACAACAAAGUUACAAAACCGGCACAUGUGACUUAGGCAUGUAUCAAAUAUGUGCAUAUUUUACGUCGUCAUUUUCUUCUCACUCCCACUGUGCAGCCCCCCCUGCCUCUGUCCAUUGCUUUAUCUUUGCUUAUUUGUUUUUUUGUUAAUUUCGGAUUGGUUUUCUUCAAGGAAGGGGGCUUUUGAUCCCUGGUGACCCACAGGGGGCUUAAUGUAGUGGUUCUGGUGUCUAAAGCCUGUCCAAGGUCUUUACAUUACUGCUUAGGCACACCUCUAGUGCCAGUCACUCAGAUACCCACUAGAGGUGCUUCCUGUGUCAGUGCUGAACAUUCCCCAUAGAGAUACAUUGAUUCACUGCAUUUCUAUAAGGAUAUGCUGCUUGGUACUCCAUUUUGCGGCACAUGCGCAAUAGUCUCCCAAUGUUUUCCAUUGGGAAAUCUAACUUUUUAAGGCAAACAAAUUGCUCAUCCUCCUUCUAUUUACUAUAAACAACCAUUUUCCCUGCUGUAAAUUGAAUCUUUCUUCAACUCUCAGUGGAUUACAUCUUAUUCCCUGUGCGUUCCCUGUACGCCCUUCCCGUCUCUGUUAGACUCUCCCCCAAUCUCCACUCUUUCAAAAAAUCUUUGAAAACUUACUUCCUUAGAAAAGCGUAUCAAUUAAACUGUGGACAGCUUUGCCUCCCCGCACCCUGAUUCCGCUCCCACAACUGUCAUCAAAACAAAACACUAAGCCCUCAAUGAACGCUAUCCUAGCAACCUACUUUUCUAACCCUACCCUUACCUUUUGUGUCACUAUACCCCACUCACUCUAGCAUGUAAGCUCAUUGAGCAGGGGCCUCAAUCCCUCUGUUCCUGUGCAUCAAAACGUGUCUGGUUACAAAUACGUGUCUGUUAGUUCACCCAUUGAACAGCGCUACGGAACUUGUUGGCGCUUUAUAUAUAAAAAUAAUAAUAAUUUAAUGUUAAAGCAGAGCAUGUUUGUGCUGGUUCUGUAUACAUUAUUAUUAUGUUAUAUUAACCCCUCUGAAACAUUUAUUCUAAAGUAGAUGUUUUUUAUUUUUUUUAGCAGAAACAGUUAUUGCUUCUGAAGACGAAGCCCGACUUGUUGAGAACUUAUUCAAGACUUAUAACAAAGUGGUCCGUCCUGUUGAGACUUUCACUGAUAAGGUUGUGGUAACAGUUGGACUCCAGCUUAUACAACUCAUCAAUGUGGUAUGUUUAAUAAAAUUCAACUCAACACUUUGAGAGGCAUGUGCUAAUGAAAUGGCAAAUAAAUGAGAUAUGAACAAAUAAUUACAAUGUUAUUUUGCAUCUAGCACUUGUAUAUAAAUGGAAGACUCUAACUGGUUAUGGUGACUGGAGUCCCCUGGCGCCAUCCUUCUAGUCAGUAUUAAACCAUUGUGAUUGUUUUUAAUGCUGAUUGAGAGUCCCAAGCAGCCUAUCCCCUGUGCUGUCCUGGAUAGUUCUUCUUCUCGGCCUAUCACAGCCAGCCUUUGCUGGAAUGAACUGGUAUGGAUAAGGAAGAGUGCAACCAUACCUCCAAUGGGAGCUAGCUGUGCACUCUCAUUCAAUGUUAUACUGCUCUAAACUGAUCUGAAGGAACAUUCCAGACACCAUAACAAUUUCAUUGAAAUUAAGUUGUUAUGGUGUCAGGGUGACACCCGGGCGAUCUCUUACCUGAAACCAUUCUCAAACUAUUUAACCCUAAAAAUUGCCUCCAGCAACAGAUUUACAGUCCCCCCAGCAGCAUCCGGCUUUUGAAAUUAAGUUUCAGGAAGUACAUAGUGCCCCUGGGCAGGGGAGCCACUGAUUGACUAGAGUGGGCAGGUGAUACUCUAAGUCAAUCAGUAGCUUCUCAUUCAUAAAAGAGGUAUGUCCAAGUGGCUCAUGGGAUAAAGGUUGAGCACUUCUGCAAUAGAGUGUCCAUUAGUUCGAAUAAUGAAUUUUUAGUAAAUUGUAUAACUCCUCAAAUAGAUUUUCAGUUUUUUUACAGGAAGCUGGAUAUUUUUUUUUCUUUUAAUUUUUAAUUUUUUAUUUUUUUAAUUCUUGCAGCUUCUGUCUAUUAUUUCAGUACAUUGGGGUAUAAUCUGUGUGAUGGCUUUUUUUUUCCACACGUUUAUUUUUUAAACAUUUUUAGUCAAAUGGUUAAUACAUUCCUCCUGAUGCACAAAUUCCAACAUAUUAUCUGGUUCUGAGCUGUUUUUUCUUGUUUUAUUUUAAGGACGAAGUAAAUCAAAUUGUGUCAACAAACGUCCGGCUGAAACAGGUUUGGGAGACUUUUGAUAUUUUUUUUGUUUUUUUAUUAUCUUCAAAAUUUGCCAAAAAAAUAAAAUAAAUAAAAUGGGGGAGGUUAAUUCAAAUUCUAAUUGUCCUGACUUGACAGUGAAUUAAAAAAGUUUAGACUUAUGAGCCAAUUUAUCACAGUUGUGUGUUUAGAUGUCGGCUUUAGUCCCAACUAAAUUGAGAAAACAAUGAUUGUCAGUAGUUCCAGGUCUGAUGUUCUCAUGGUACUUUGUCUUAAAAGGCUUGUUGCAAUUUGGAGUUCUGUGAGCACUGAGGUCCUGCUUCAUGGCUAUCCCUGCUAUAGAUAAACCUCAGGAUAAAACCACUGUCACGGUAUUAGUAUGUGCUCUUAGAGAAUUUGCAUUGUGAUAACAGUUUCAAUGUUAUAUAUUAUAUAUUAUAUACACAGUUUAGAUUACUGUUUUUUUAAACUAUUUUUUUCUGAUUAUUGUUGUAAAAUAUUUGCAGGCUUCCAAACCUUUGUUAAAGUGGGUGUCCUGUCCAGACUGAACAUUUAAGAACUACUGUUUUAAGUUUGUUGGGGAGAUCUAUCAAAGUGUCAUGUUGUAAAAAUUGGCAAAACAUAGUAAAAGUGGGACAAUCACCAUGGAAACCACUAGAACCAGGAGAUACAUUCCAUUGGGGACUCCUCACCUUUAACAUCUUUCCACCACGUUUUAGAAAACGAUACUUUGAUCAAUGUCCCCAUUUUAUCUUUAUGCAAUUAGCAUCUAUAAUGAUAAUGCAAAUUGUAGCCCAUUAUCAAUCAGAGCACAAUGGACAGAGCAACCAUAUUUCAACGACUGACAAGAAUGAUACGAUUCAUUUUGCUAAGUAAUAUUUCUAGUAAUCUUGCCCUUGUGUAUAAAGGGUAAAUAUGGUUUGUCUGUUAAGAAGUAAGCUUUUUAUUAUCUAACCAUGUGUGCUCUUGUUGUUGUAUUGUUCAGCAAUGGGUGGAUGUCAAUCUAAAAUGGAACCCAUCAGACUACGGAGGGGUAGAGAAGAUUCGCAUCCCAUCUAGUGACAUUUGGCGGCCAGAUUUAGUUCUUUACAACAAGUAUGUUUUUUUUUAUCCUUGUUUUUUCAUUUUUCUUUAAAGUACGUUUUCUAUUAGGAAUGCCAGAUAUAAUCACUUUUUCUUGUUUUUUUUUAAAUUCAAUUAAUUAAAUUAGACCAUUUGGAGUGACAAUGCCUUGCUAGAGAUGUCCUCAUGUUGUUUGUUAUUCAUGUGCAGACUUCAAGUGUUACUUAUAUAUUAACAUGUAUUGACAUCAAUAGCUGAUAGUUUACGGUCUUUGUAUCCAUCAGUCUUUAAAUCACUGUGCUCAUAUACGUGUUUCCAGCUCUCUUUUGUUUCUAGUUAUAUAGGAGUUAAUAGUAGUUGUAGGUUUGUAUUUGGGACCCUUUAAACUAGAGUUGUUAUAGUGGUAAGAGGUUCCUUAAUGUCAUUAUGCCACAUGAUUACACAUAGGCAAUCUACUGCAUCUCAAACACAGUAUUUACUCAAAUCUAAUGCGCACCUUUUUAGGGAAAAAAAAACGUUUCCAGAAGUUGAAUGCACAUUAGAUUCGAUGGCACAUUACAUUCAGGUCAAAAUUCAAAAUUUUCUGGCAAAUUUAUACAGGCGAGUUUACACAGGCAAAUUCCAUUCCGACAAAUUCACACAGGCAAAUUCACACAUGUGAAUUUCAUUCUGGCGAAAUCACACAGGCAAAUUUCAUUCCUGAAAGAGGACUUAAAGGGACACUAUAGUCACCAGAACAACUAUAGCUUAAUGUAGUUCUUCUGGUGAGUAUAAUCAUUACCUUCAGGCAAUUUAAUGCAAACACUGCCUUUUCAGAGAAAAGGAAUAUUUACAUUGCCCCUAGGGACACCUCCAAGUGGCCACUCAGUAGGCAGCAGUGCCGUUCAGCGUCUCCACGCUCUGCAUGGGUACUCUGAAUUUUCCUCAUAGAGAUGCAAGUAUUCAAUGCAUCUCAAUGAGAAGACGCUGAUUGGCCAAAUCGUUGUUUGGCCCCGUCCCCUUGCCGAUUUAAGCCAAUCCCCAUGGGAAAGCAUUGGAUUGGCUAAAAAUUGGCAAUUCUGAUGAUGUCACCAAGGUGGGGGGGCCAGUGCUGGCGGACCUGCACGGCGCUGGAAAUAAGGUGAGUUUUAAUUGCUUUUAAGGGAGCUAAGUGGGUGGCAAGCUACCUAAAUGGUGGAUUUAGCACUAUAGGGUCAGGAAUACAUGUUUGUGUUCCUGACCCUAUAGUGAUCCUUUAAGAAAGAAUAGACUUAACAUGUGACUAAAAUUUAAAUACCAUCAAUAUUACUAUGUUAUAUGGCAAUAAACAUUUUUAUUGUUGCACAAUGUUGUAUAGUAGUAUCUUCUUGCAUAAAUGCGCAUUACAUUCGCCAGCAAAAACAUUUUUCAGCUUCCAGGUUUCAAAAAUUGAGGUGAGCAUUAGAUUUGAUAGUGCGUUAGAUUUGAGUAAAUACGGUAUUCUUUUAUAGGUUUUUUUUUUUUUUUGUAGAGCUUAUGUGUAACUUAAGUCCCAAGGAAAGCAAUUACAUCAGAGUCUAAAAUUACAGACUUUAAAGGGAUGCUCCAGGCUAGAGAUGACCUAGUUGCAUUCUACGUUAACUAUAUAUAUGACAAAUUUAGUUUUCACCCACCUUUUAUAAUGGUUCCUUUACAACUGUCUUUGAUUCUUUAAAAUGGCUGAUAAAAGAGCCAUACAUAAGAAUAGUUAUAUCCAUAGCCUCUUUCAGUAAUGAGUAUCAACAAGGUCAUCAUCUUGGAUAGCCGUUCCAUUGAUAUUCUCUGCUGAAUAUACCAAGUGCUGAUCAGUUAUUAUUAACUGGAUGUGUUAAGUACGCUCUUUAAAUAUAAUGGAAUGGCUAGAAUUGCUUCCAAAGUCCAAACAUUGUGUAAACAAUUGAUUAAACAAAGGCCGGUAUCUUUUUUUGAUAUGUAUUUUUUUCUGGCAUAUUUUGAACGUUAUCUAUAAAAUGUAUUAAAACUGGUUCAUCUUCAGCCUGUAGCAUCCCUUUGAUGUCUGCAAUUUUAGACUGUGAUGCAAUUGGUUUCCUUGGGACUUAAGUUACAGAUGAUGUGAUGGGCUCUAUAAAAAAAAACAAAAAAAAACCACAACCUAAAAAAAGAAUAUUUGAGAUGGAUGUUUUAUCUGUAAUCACAUGGCAUAAUGACAUUAAGGGACACUCUAAACACCAAAACAACUUUAGCUUAAAGGAUAACUCUCAGCUGAUCAAUUUCAGCCAAUAACUGACAUUGCCAUUCAAAUCAAAACGCUGCACAUACAGGCUCCGCUCACCAUGAUAACUUCAAAUCGCUGAAGAGGUCAUGGUGCUUGGCGUAAUCCUUUAAUUAAGUGUCUUUGAGUUAUCGAUCAUUCCACUACAGUCUCUCUAAUUGAUUCUCUUACAUUUAAGAGUUUUAGUCACACUUCCCCUUGUUGUGUCUCAUACAGCCUCUCUAAACACUUCCUGAAAAUUAGAUCUAUUUCCUUUAUUUCACAGUAUGUUUAAUUUAGAAGAAAAUGUAUCCUGCUCUUUUAAUUGCCUGUUGAAAUGUGUGAUGAAAGUUCAAUUUAAAAAGCAAGUGAAAAUGACCUCUAAACUAAACACACCUUGCUGUUAGAUCUAAUUGAAAAUUAAAUAAUUUUUUAAGGAGGCUACAUGGGGGAGGUUUGGCCAGGGCUGCAUAAAGAAAGUGAUUUAACUCCAAAAUGGUGAGAAUUGAGUAGUGAGACUGCAUAGACUUGAUCUAUACACCAAAAACUGCCUUAUUAAAGGGACACUGUAGUCACUAUAACCACUUUGUCUCUUUGAAUUGGUUAUAGUGCCUGGAGUGGCCUGGCACUGUCCCUCCAUUCAGUGUUGCACCAUGUUUGUGCAGUAUGCCACAAAAGAAGAGUCCCUGGCCACCCACAGUCCGGCCCCUUCUGUAUGUGUAGCUAAGGCAGAGAUUACACACGUCCUUGUUGUCAUACCCAUUCAUAGCGUCAGUUGGAGCUCUGACAGGUUAAAAGCAGUCAGCUGACACACUAAGCCAAUCACAGCUGCCCAUUGCCUCUCAGGGUAAUACUUCCUUAUUAGCCAAAGCAGCACAGAGGGGAUAGACUGCCGUGGACUCUUGUUUAGCAUUAAAACAUUACAACAUUAAAAACUGUUUAAUGCUGAAAGAAAUGAUGGUACAAGGGGACCCCAGACACUAUAACCAGUUUAAUUAGAUGAAGCAAAUACAGUGCCUACAGUGUCCCUUUAAGCUAAAUAUGUUUAGGUGUGCUAAAUAUGUUUAGAUUAUACAUUUAACUACAUUGCGUUCCCCUUACCAGCCAACAACAUUUUAAAGGAGGUCAUUUCUGAGUGAAAUGUCAUGUCUUAUAUUUCCAUCCUCUCUCAAAAAAUCAAGACCUUUCAGUGUUGUCCUAUCUCUUUGCAUCUACUGGGGAUAGCUUUGUUUAUCUGACUAUCUGUCUGUCCAUCCGUCCAUCUGUCUAUAGAAUUUGUCUGUCACUCUGUCCAUCAAACCAAAAAGUUUUUCCGUAUUAUAUGUACGUUACUAAACAAAUGUUGCGUCAAAGUCGGGUACUGGAGCCUGUAUAUACAAAUGGCUAUAACUGCAACAUUUUUAUUAAAAUUUGCUUCUUACCUGUAGCAUUUUUGUUUUUUCAUUACAGUGCAGAUGGUGAUUUUGCGAUUGAACCGGAGACUAAAGUACUUCUGGAUUAUACAGGAAAGAUUAUAUGGUCUCCCCCUGCCAUUUUCAAAAGCUACUGUGAAAUUAUAGUCACAUAUUUCCCAUUUGACCAGCAAAACUGCAGCAUGAAGUUCGGCACUUGGACUUACGAUGGCACAUUAGUGGUUAUAAACCCGGUAAGGAGUCAUCCGUUGUAAUUACUAUCCUGGAAUCCACCAGGAAGAUCUUUAUGUGUUAAGGCGUAUGUAUUUCUACAAUAGUUUGAGGCUAUUCUGUGGUUACCUUUGCCACAAUAUCAUGGUUACCUUCUUAUCCAUAUUAUCAUGGUUAUUAUCUAAUCCACACAUGAGUCUAUGCAGAUGAGGUGUGUUGGCAUCCAUGUUGCAAAAAACUAAUCCAAAAGUCUAAUUAAAAAACAUAUCCAUUUCAUUCUUCCAACAUGCCUAUUUUUCUAAAUCAAUUUUAAAUUCAUAAGAUUCCUAUAUACAAUGUUAUAUUAUAAUUCCCAAGCUGCCAGAGAAUUAUGGCUUCUGUAGUCUAAUAUGGGCUGGCAUUAGACCUAACUGACCUUAACAAAAAUGUCUAAAAGCAGCUCCAUCUUUUUAGACAUUCAAUCUUUGAAGUAUGGGACGAAUAAAUAGUAAAAUUAUUUCUUCAAUGUGCAAAAUUCUUCACUUCAAUGUGCAAAAAGUUAUGAUAUUCUUAACGCACUUUUUGCCUAAAUUUUGCAAUUAGGUUUUCGAUUCACUGCAAUACAGAGAUUAGCAAAUAAAAAAAAAAAAAUAUAUAUAUAUAUAUAUAUUAAUCUAACAAGAAGUCCACAUUGUGCCAUAAGAAGAGCCUAAUAGCUGGAAUCCUCAUGGGUUAUUCCAAAAUUUAAAAAAAAUUCUACUGGAUGUUCAAACCUAUUAACUCUUAUCUCUAAUAUGGUUUUCCCAGGAUACCGUCUCAUGUGUUCAAUGAAUGCCAUUCUUUAGAGGGAAUUUGAUAUUUUUAUUAUAAAAGAUUAAUACAGUGUAGAUGUGUAUUAUUUCUACCGAAUACAUUAAUGGUAAUGUUUUUUUAAUGCCUUUCCUGGUGUAUUCUUUCCCUAUGGGGGCAACCAUAUUUAGCUAUCUAUGGCACCACUUAUCUGCUAAAAAAAAGUCUUAAAUAGGUUCACAUAAGUGCUCAUUGGUUCACGACACCUUUGUGACACCAAAAAACAUUGUCGCCUUGAUGACGCAGUUCCUUUAAGGGUGGGAUAACAUACUAAUACAAUUUAUUUUAAAGGGCUGUAGUUGAGCCAACGAACUAGCAGAGGGAGCCGUUUGUGGGAAUAAAGUUGAGCAUAUAUCCUAUUCAAGCCGCGCUGCCUGAGGAGGGAGCGGCGCGGGCGCCAGUUACAGGUAAGUUCAUGACAAACAAACCUAUAAAAAAAGGUUUUAGUUACCUUGAAUGCAGUGCUUUUUCACAUCCCCUCCUACCUUACAGGGGCCGUACCUUGGUCCUAUCACAGGUUUCUCAUAGAGAAGCACAUAUGGACGAGCUCUGGACCGAUGAGGAGAGAGAAGGGGAGAGGGAGGGUUUUAAAAAAAAAAAAAAACACAAUGCACAUAGAGGAAGUGCAAUGUGGAUGUGCAGAGAGCCUGUGACAACAGAUGAAAUUUAUGCACAGAAUUGGCAUUAGGUAGCCCAGAACAGACUACAGAGUUCUUUACUGCCUAAGCCCCAUAUGCUGAAGGUGCAACUUACCCCUGGCACAUAAUUGCCAAUAUCUCUGGAUGUGUAGUGUUUCAAGAUGAACCACUGCACAUCCAGGCUCUUACAACCAUCAGCACUUCAAAUCACUUAAGUGGUCAUAGUGUUUGGAGUAACCCAUUUAUGCCUCAUGGUCGCUUAACUAAAAUUUAGAGCAUUUUGAUCAUGAAAUGUAUAAUUAAUAGCAACAUAAUGACAAUUUCAGAAGACAGGGUCAUAUAUAUUUAUACAUUAAUAAUUAUAAUUGUGCAUAUUUUUUGUCAAAUUUUGAAUAAACGUGUGCUUAAAAAAAUAGGAGAAUGACCGUCCAGAUCUGAGCAAUUUUAUGGAGAGCGGAGAAUGGCUGAUGAAGGACUAUCGCUGCUGGAAACACUGGGUUUACUAUACCUGUUGCCCUGACAAACCUUAUCUGGAUAUCACGUAUCAUUUCGUCUUACUACGUCUUCCACUUUAUUUCAUCGUCAACGUUAUCAUACCAUGUCUGCUUUUCUCAUUUCUGACUGGAUUGGUGUUUUAUCUUCCCACUGAUUCAGGUAAAUCUGUCAAUAUAUUAGCUUAUUUUAAAAUAAUGUUUUAGUUAUAUGAUAUAUAGUUUUAAAAUAAUGAAUGGGAUAACUGGGCCCUGGUUGAUUACAAUGUAUACUUAAAGGAACACUAUAGUGUAACAAACAUGUAAACGGUAUAGUGUUCCCCUACCUAUUUAGGCACCCCAGGGGCUUGGAAGCUGAGUAUUACUUGCCUUUCAACCCUUGCCGUACUGGUCUUGCCACGGCCGCUCUGCUUCCCUGGCUGAGAUCAUCAAGAUUGAUGACCUCAGCCAAUCCAAUGCUUUCCCAUAGGGAAGCAUUGGGAGGCUUCUGCGCAAAUGCAGCAAAACAAAGCACUGUGCCAAUAAAAUACUGCUCUACAAUGUGAGUUACAAUAAAAUCAUGAGGUUGUUUAAAAACAUUUCCUCUUGUACUUCAAAUACGUUUUGAAGGAGAAAUUCUGUAAUAGAAGGAAUUUUUUUUUAAAGUUUUUCCCUUAAAAAAGAAUAUUGCGGGGGCGGAGCUUGACCGCCAUGCGGAGCAGUCGCAAGCAUCCAGAGCUCCCACCAAACAGCCGACUUUAAGCCCCCCUUACCCCGACCCAGACAAGCUAAAUGGGUCUCACGCUCACUCACUCCACAGAGCUACUGGUGGGAACGGGACAGAGGCAUCACAGGCUCCCAGGAGACACUAGCCAAGGCAGGUCCGACUUGCGGCCUAGCGGUUGAUGCGGGGCUGGGGACGCGGCCGGUCCUCCAGUCCCGAAGUCCUGCAGACGCAGAAUCUCUCCCCCCCCCCCUUGGACCGCUGGGGGUCAUCACGGUCCACCAUGGCACCCCUACAAGCCCAAACACCUGCAAACAAGCCCUGCCAGACGGGAGCGGGCGGGAGGAAGCAGCAGCACUCCGCUCACUUAAAAUGGCGGCGGGCAGAACCGGGAAGUCCCCUAUCGGCAACGCAGCCUUAAACUACACAAGAGAAAGCUGCUAGGAGGCAGAGGCAGACAUCGGAGAACCGGUAGCUGGAAAGGUCAGUGGCACCAUCCCACAGCCACAACCCUGAUGCAGACAGGGCAGGGGAGACAACCACACGACAAGCGCCGACGCAAAGCAUGCCAAGGCAGCCAAGAUACCUGGCGACACCCUGCUCCGGCCCCAUUCUAGCCCACACCGGGACUCAAAGACCCUGCCUCACAUGACCUACCUGGCAUGAACCGACCCUGGGACUAAACACAGCCCGGAGAGCACCCACCACUCUUUACCCAGCUGCAACCCCCACGCCAUUUAUCACCUCUACCUGCGCUGACGGGGCCCACCUGGCGUGUAGCCAACCCAGACCAACGGUGCUAUGGUUACCAUACAUAAGCAGGACUCUAACUAUACACAACUCUUAUCACUCAUAAUUAUCAAGCAUGUUUAUAGAGAAGCCCAAUUAUCUGUGUAGCAAGCCGGUUUCUGUAUAAAAUGUGUGUCAAGCGAUAAUAAUCCAAAAAUGUGCAAAGUUUUUCAAGCAUACUUCGAGAUCCACUAAUCUUUAGUAAUCUAAGGCAACGCAGUUAGAAAUUAUCUAUGUUCAACCUGUUCUUAGUAAGCCUGUUUAUGUACAAUAUGUGUGUCAAGCGAUAAUAAUCUAAUACAAAAAAGUGCAAAGUUUUUUCCCUUGUCUACUUAAUGCAAAUCUUUGUUUGACUCUGCAUGCCCUGGCUGUUGUGGCUUGGUGUGCUAUAUGUGAUUUUUCAUGCACAAAUAAAAUAAAGAAUUAAAAAAAAAAAAAAAAAAAGAAUAUUGCACGAUUUACAUCCUAUUAACAGCAUGUGUUUAGACAUACAUACUGAAUAGUUUCUUCUUGUGACUUCUAGGGGAGAAAAUGACUCUUAGUAUAUCAGUACUGCUGUCAUUGACUGUGUUCCUUCUGGUCAUUGUUGAACUGAUCCCGUCAACCUCAAGCGCGGUACCUUUAAUCGGCAAAUACAUGUUGUUUACCAUGGUGUUUGUCAUUGCCUCAAUUAUUAUUACAGUAAUUGUCAUAAAUACACAUCAUCGCUCUCCAAGUACACACACCAUGCCCCAGUGGGUAAGAAAGGUAAGUAAUAACUUAAAGACUUUCGAAAAAAUAAAAUGCCUUCCAAUUAUACUGAAGUACAUUUGUAUAUGUAUAAAACAAAUCUUAUAUUUUACAAACUUUUUUUAAUGCAAUUGUCUUAUAUGUACAUAACUUUAGUUUUGUUAAAUUCAAAUUAAGAAUGUCAGUACCUUAUUCUCUAUUUAAUCAGUUUUCACAAGUCAACAUCAAAAUUGCUAAUUUUAUAUUAAUAUUGAAGAUUUUUUUGGAUUUUUUUAAACUUUUUGUAUUUUGGGCAUAGUCAGUUGUCAACUCUUAAACUUAGAUUAAAGAAGCAACUCUGAAAUGGUUCUUAAGAUAUAUUGUAUCACGUUUUUUUUCUAAUUUCAAUCCUUUUUUUUUUUAAAUUCAGAUUUUUAUUGAAACUAUUCCAAACCUUAUGUUCUUUUCUACAAUGAAACGACCUUCUCAAGAAAAGCAAGGCAAGACUCUCUUUUCAGAAGAUAUUGAUAUAUCGGAUAUUUCGGGAAAACUUGGACCUGCUGCUGUGGUUUACCAAUCUCCAGUUUUAAAGAACCCAGAAGUCAAGAGUGCUAUAGAAGGGAUCAAAUACAUUGCAGAGACAAUGAAGUCAGACGAGGAAUCGAAUAAGGUACAUUUAUAAUUAACUUAUUUUACACCUUUAAGCUGCUAUAAUGAAGGUAUAGUCAUAUAAUUUUACAGGAACAUUAUGUGCCAUGGCGAUGCAAAUAAAACACAAUUUAAAGUCCUCUUUACAACAAAGUAAUUUAGCAACUUGAGUUAGGUGAAAUAAAAUUACAAAUAAUGCGGACAGUACACGAUUUUGUUACUCUUACAGAAUACCCAAAUCUAUAUCCCAACCUUUUAAGGUAGCACUUUUAGAAUCUGGUUGCUUUUAAUGCCUGCAUUAUAUUAGGGCAACUCUAUAGCAAAAUUGUUAAUUUUCUUAUUUGCCAGAUUAACAUUAAAGGGACAAUAUUGUCACCAAUUAGUUUAAUGACGCAGUUUUGGCAUAUAGACCAUGCCCCUGCAGUCUGCUCAGUUCUCUUCCAUUUAGGAGUUAAAUCACUUUGUUUAUACAGCUCUAGCCACACCUCCCUGCAUGUGACUUACACUGCCUUCCUAAACACUCCCUGUAAAAAGUAAUCUAAUGUUUACACUUCCUUUACUGCAAAUUCUGUUUAAAUUAGAAUGUAUUAUCUCCUGCUCUGUUAAUAGCUUGCUAGAUCUUGAAGUCACCUCCUGUAUGUAAUUAAAGAUCAAAUUACAGAGCAGGAGAUACAAACUUUUAAAGUAAGCUACAUUUGACUGAAAAUUUAACUAUUUUGUUUUCAUGCAGGCUGUGUCAGUCACAGCCAUGGGGAGGUUUGGCUAGGGCUGUAUAAACAGAAACAAAAGAGAUUUAACUGCUAAAUGGCUGAGAAUUGAGCAGUGAGACUUCAUAGGCGUGAUCUAUACAACAAAACUGCUAAAGUUGUUUUGGUGACUAUAUUGUCCCUUUAACAAUGCCUAUUGAACAUUAAUGUAGAUGUAACACCGAUGUAACAAUGAUUGCAUUGUUGAAAGGUUGUAUGUAUUCUCUAUCUAAUAGAAUGAUGAAGGUCCCUCGAAGCUCCAUACAUUUCAGGAGGUGUUAGGACUUCAUACUUUGUGAUCUAGUAUCUACAAGAUCUAAGAUUGUUUUUUGAACUCUUGCCAUUGGUUUAUAAACCCUAUUGUCCCAGUUAUUAAUGUAGGCCUACAAAGUUACAUUUACUCUUAACCAGAAGGACAUAAUAAAUAUAAUUUGAAUCUUUAUUAAAUCCAAAUUUUCACAUGUAAACAUAAAUCUUGUUGUAAUUUUGGAAUCCUACAUGUGACAUAUAUUCUUGAUAAUAGAACAUGAUGUAUCUCCAGCACUAGUUUUAUCUCUUGUAUGUCCAAUUUCCACAGGCAUCAGAAGAAUGGAAGUUUGUUGCAAUGGUGCUAGAUCACAUCCUCCUUGCAGUCUUCAUGACCGUCUGUUUUAUUGGGACGUUGGCUGUCUUUGCCGGACGACUGAUCGAGUUAAAUAUGCAGAGCUAA